Messenger RNA from Boleophthalmus pectinirostris (great blue-spotted mudskipper), 812 nucleotides. It is a transcript of the gene fkbp2, whose product is annotated as FKBP prolyl isomerase 2. Gene Ontology annotation, biological process: protein peptidyl-prolyl isomerization. Lineage: Eukaryota; Metazoa; Chordata; Actinopteri; Gobiiformes; Gobiidae. Gene Ontology annotation, molecular function: peptidyl-prolyl cis-trans isomerase activity. The transcript is spliced from 3 exons. Bases 133 to 537 code for a protein of 134 amino acids. The record is from RefSeq and is a predicted model, not a curated record.
GACGCAUUUCCUGCAGCACGUCGGAAGCUCUGCCGGGUCAUCUUUCCCUCUUCAUCUCCCUCUCCUGCGCUUCUGUCCGGCUCAUCUCUUCUCCAAACCUCCGGCCUCAUCCCUCCGGACGUGUCCAGAGCCAUGCGGACCCUGCUGCUGCUGCUGGCCGUGCUGCUCACGGCUGUGAGCGGCGCCGACAAGAAGAAGCUCCAGAUUGGAAUCAAGAAACGCGUGGACCACUGCCCCGUUAAGUCCCGCAAAGGAGACGUGCUGCACAUGCACUACACCGGGCGCCUGGAGGACGGCACCGAGUUCGACAGCAGCAUCCCCCGGGACCGGCCCUUCACCUUCACCCUGGGCACGGGGCAGGUGAUCAAAGGCUGGGACCAGGGGCUGCUGGGCAUGUGUGAGGGUGAGAAGAGGAAGCUGGUGAUCCCCUCAGAGCUGGGCUAUGGAGACAGAGGAGCGCCCCCUAAGAUCCCCGGAGGAGCCACACUCAUCUUUGAGGUGGAGCUGCUCAGCAUCGAGAGGAGGACUGAGCUCUGAGGCCAGACCAGAGGAGACCAGAGACCAGGAGCACAUACAUCCAUGACCUCUGACCUCUGCAUCUGGACUAAGCAGAUGACCUCUUUGCUCCAAACAUCCUCUGACUCAUCAUGACAUAAUCACUCAUAAACACUGACAUGAGUAACACACAUUCAUAAUGACAGGCCCUCAUCACAUCAUGAUUGAUUUUUUUAUUUGUCAUAUUUUGAAUAAAUCCUUAUAAUUCCUGGCUGAAUUUAAAGCUGAAUUGUGAUAAUAAAACUUGUGAAAAGGCA